This is a messenger RNA of Ananas comosus (pineapple), 1202 nucleotides long. Its product is annotated as PHD finger protein ALFIN-LIKE 2-like. Gene Ontology annotation, cellular component: nucleus. Gene Ontology annotation, molecular function: transcription coregulator activity; transcription cis-regulatory region binding; histone binding. Bases 208 to 939 code for a protein of 243 amino acids. Gene Ontology annotation, biological process: regulation of DNA-templated transcription. Lineage: Eukaryota; Viridiplantae; Streptophyta; Magnoliopsida; Poales; Bromeliaceae. The record is from RefSeq and is a predicted model, not a curated record. The transcript has 5 exons.
AUUCUUUACUUUUUCAUUAAUUUUUUCCUUUUCAAUAUUUAGUUUUAUCGAUCAUAAACUCUUCUCUCGACCCCGCAUACAUACGUUCGUUCUCCGUCUCCUCCACUUCUGGUUCUUCUUCUUCUUCUUCUUCUUCUUCUUCUCCGAGCGAGCUCUCUUCGUAGCGGGGGAUCUCUCCCCUCCUCCGAUCUCUUCGUCGCCUCCGCCAUGGAAGUGGGCUCGAUCUCCUCCACCCCUCGCUCCGUCGAGGAGAUCUUCAAGGACUUCAGCGGCCGCCGCACCGGCAUCGUCCGAGCCCUCACCCACGAUGUGGACGAGUUCUAUGGCCAGUGCGAUCCAGAGAAGGAGAACCUAUGCUUGUACGGCCAUGCCGACGACUCGUGGGAGGUAACCCUACCGGCGGAGGAGGUGCCCCCCGAGCUCCCUGAGCCGGCGCUCGGUAUCAAUUUCGCGAGGGAUGGGAUGAAUCGCAAGGAUUGGCUCUCGCUUGUGGCCGUGCAUAGUGAUUCUUGGCUUCUCUCCGUUGCGUUCUAUUUCGGGGCUCGGCUCAAUCGAAAUGAAAGGAAGCGUUUGUUUAGCAUGAUCAAUGAUCUCCCAACUGUUUUUGAAGUAGUAUCUGAUCGUAGGCAGCAAAAAGACAAGGCUGGCAAUGAUACAGGAAGCAAAUCCAAACUAUCAACAAAGCGAUCAAGUGAUGGGCAGGUAAAGAACAAUUCGAAGACAGUUGACGAAGGUUACGGUGAAGAAGAAGACGACGAACACAGCGAAACCCUUUGCGGAACGUGUGGUGGCAACUAUAAUGCAGAUGAGUUCUGGAUUGGUUGUGAUGUAUGCGAGAGAUGGUAUCACGGGAAGUGCGUAAAGAUAACUCCCGCGAAAGCGGAGAGCAUAAAGCAGUAUAAGUGCCCUAGCUGCAGUUCUAAGAAAGGGAGGCAGUAGCACUCGGCAAAACUUCCUGUGUUCAUUAGCUCCCUAAAUGGAGAUUUGAUGACAUUGAUGAGAACUCCUUUUGUUAACUUACAAGCAGUUAGGUGGUGGCACAGUUUGCCUCUUAAAAUGUUUUUUUUUUUUUUGGUCUUUUAAGUUUGCUUGUACUAUUGCUCAGGAAGAUCUUAUCGUUCUACGUCUCUAUAUAUGUAACAGUAUUCCGAGAAGAGACUGAAAAAUCUCUUGAUGCCUGCGCUGUGCGUGCUUCAUGUUCA